This is a messenger RNA of Mya arenaria, 3766 nucleotides long. RefSeq names its product sodium- and chloride-dependent neutral and basic amino acid transporter B(0+)-like. The record is from RefSeq and is a predicted model, not a curated record. Gene Ontology annotation, biological process: sodium ion transmembrane transport. Gene Ontology annotation, cellular component: membrane. Lineage: Eukaryota; Metazoa; Mollusca; Bivalvia; Myida; Myidae. The coding region runs from base 688 to 2517 and encodes 609 amino acids. The transcript is spliced from 14 exons.
UCCCCCUCGAUUCCACUAUAGAGGAAUUAAACCACUCACGGAACUCUGUCUGACUGCUGUAAUCGAUCGGACUCGGAACUGAAUUCCAAUACAUGCUUUGAAAACAUGCAAAACAUGAUAUUAUUAACUCGUUUAGAGCGUUGAGCCAUUGAUGUUUCCAUUCGGAGCUAAAGAAGAUCGUUAUCUUUUAUCUUUUUUUUUUCUUCGUGGGAAUUAAACACAACAAGGGAUGUGCAUAUCUCUUGCAGAGAAGAAAUAUUUUAUAAACGAAUAGAAAUCGAAGGAUCUAGUCGCAAUUACGAAUUGAUAGCUCAUUUGCGUAGUAUGUGAAGUGAUAUUCUCUUUUCUAGGAAAUUAGACAAUCACUUCUUUGGAGGGUAACGAUAAUGCGUGGAAAUUAAUGUUUUGUGGAUAUUGCAAUAAACAGAAUAUAUUAACAUUUGAUCAUGUUAUUUGUCAAGUACCGACACAUGUUUAUGACAAACUAAAUUGUAAGAAAACAUAGCAUUAAACAAACAGAGUAGUAAUACAUAAUACAACAAAUCUAAUAAAUAGUGCCGUAUACUUUUACUCUUAAAAGCAUUACAAGGUGUGAAUUGUUUUCUAUCAACUCUCUGCUGAUUACAGUGUUUUAAUUUCACGUGAUACCGUUCUGUGCGCCCGGACCAACGAAGUGGCACCGGAAGUAUGACGGAGGGCGGCGGUGGCAUGGAGACGACCCUGGUGACGGCUCGCUGGAGUCUCGUCCAGUUCUCGCUGUUAGCGGUGUAUACCCUUGGCUUCCACGGGGUCACCAGCUUCCCCUACUACAUUCACAAACAUUCGGGUCUGUUCCUAGUGGCGUUCUACGUGUUGAUGGUUCUCGUCUGUAUCCCGGUCGUGUACGUACAGAUCAAGCUGGGAGCCAUCUUCAAGAGGGGUAUCGUGCAGAUAUUCUCCAUCAUACUGCCCGUGCUGAAAGGUGUGGCUGUGUCCAUCUUGGUGCUCACAUAUAUUCGGUGUCUCCUUCACGCGGUGGAGCUCAGCUAUGCCCUGUACUUUGCCAUCGCAAGUUUAAAGGGGCUUUUUCCCUGGGCAGCAACACCAGCGAAUGAUAGUUCACUUAAGUUAUACCAUGGGCCAGCCGACAAAUAUUUCCACGAGGACUUUCUACAACGGUCUGAACACAUAGGCCAAGGUGGAUACGUGGUCUGGUACAUCGCCAUCUGUCUCCUGGCAACCUGGACCGCCACCUGUCUUCUGACCUUCAAGGGCACUGCCCUUCUCUCUAAGAUAGCGUAUGGGUUGACUACAACAACCUUACUACUGUUGACUGUCGUCCUUGUCUACGGCUACUCCACCAUCCCGGACGCUUCCGGUGCCGUGGGCCGCCUUCUUAACAGCCAUGGAGAAGAAUUCCGCCAUGGAGAGAAGCCGGCACUUCCGGCGGAGGAGGACUCUCUCCAGAAACUGCUAGACGAUGUAGUCAACUACAGGCUAGGUCAUCCCGAGCCGUGGAUAGACGCCCUGAACCUGCACGUGAACAGUCUCGGGCUCUGGUCUGGCGUUCUGCCCACCCUUGGAACCCUCGUCUACAACCGCAAACUUGUCAUCAACGCGUCGUGGAUUCUGCUAUUGCUUGUGUAUAGCAUCCUCCCACAGGUGGCGCUGUUUGCCCUUGCGCCCUACAUAGAUCCCCGUGACAGCACCGGCUUCAUCUCUGCAAACAACGGCAUCAAACCAGGAUUACCGUUCUUGUUCAUCGCCAUUCCGGCAACGUUGGAUCGGCUGGAGUUGUCUCCCUUUAUCGGCUUCUGUCUGUUUAUCUGCAUCUUCCUGUUUGGACUUCAUCACCAGGCACUGCACCUCCUUGCGAUCUGGGAGAACCUGCUUCCCUGCACUCCCAAGUUCCUGAUGUCCUACUUCCGGCGGAGGGAGGUACUCGUGGCCGCCGCGUGUGGGGUCUCCUUUCUACUCUGUGUGCCCUACGCCAUCCAGGGCGGGAUCCACCUGUAUGCCGUCGUGAACAGCUACGUUGACCGUCUGGUGUUCACCUUGAUAAUCAUCUCCACCCUCCCCUUCAUACUCGGAUACAUCAAGCAGGAGGUGUUGUACAUCCCCAUAGAGAGGGCGUUCAUGAGCUUGUGGUACGGGCUGGCGGCCCUUAUUUCUUCGGUGUUGCUGAUCUACUAUUUCGCGGUACACGUGUACCCGGUGCCAGUGGUGGGCUACGGGCAGCGCUGGGCGGAGGCUCUUGGAUGGGCGGUGGCAGUCAUUCCUGUGCUGGCGGGGCUUGGACUUGGCGCCGUACAUGCCGUGUACUCGCAGAAAGGCACAUUGAAACAGCGACUGGCCCAGUCACUACGCUCCGAGUCGUUCAACACUUGUGACGACAGUAACGACUACACCGGCGAGACCGGCGAAACCAGUCUACAAACGCCCCACUCUCACAUGACCGGUGAACCAGUCUACGAGAAAACCGAAACGGAAGUGUUCGUGCAGCCCAUGGAAGACGCCGAGGACCCAGAAUGUGUGUAGGACGAUAUAUCUGCGGGACAAGUAUUCGUGUAUAAAAAACUUGCUUAAUUAAGAAAAUGUGAAAAGCGCGUGUGUUUGUCAAACUAAUCGCAUAUUCUUGAAGGGCUAGUCUCGAAGUUGGGUUAGCUAACAAUCAAAGCAUUCUCUAUUAUUUAUUGAUUGGAUUUUUAAAUUUCCUUUUUCAUCAGAUUCAACUCACCAUUGUGUUACAUUUGUGUAACGUAAUUGUGUCAUUUACAUGUUCGUUGCUUGUAAGUUAUACUUUGUAUACAUUUGAAGACAAGACAAACAAAUGUUUAAUUACAGUUUUAUCCCGUGUUUCCAUGUAGCGUACUUCACGUUCGCUUUUCUCGAUUCAGCGAAUUUGGGUUAGACAUUUAGACCCGUAUAAUAUAAUGCUGUUUUAUAACUUUACGGGUCUUAAAGCUGCACUCAACAUAUUGAACGUUUUUAACAACUUUUUUUUUUUUUUUUGCCCUAGAACGAGCCAAUUUUUGCGAAAAUCCAUGGAAACCAGUAAUAUAAGAUUACAGACAAAAAAUAAUUUAUAUUUAAGUUAAAAAAAUGAUGUUUUAUGCAUUUUUCUUAUACCGUAUUAAGUAACGGUUUAAGCCAUAAAACAUUAAUUUUCGAACGGAAAUAAGAAAACAUGCGAUCUGAUCUUUUGUCAGCAAUCUUUUAUCAAUGGUUUACAGAUAUUUACGCAAAAAUGUGCUCUUUCUAAGACAAAAAAUAAAAAAAGUUGUAAAAAUGGUAUGUCUGUGAGAGUGCACCUUUAAUAAAGAAGAGAUUGUUUACCACUUGCAACCUAUACCACAAUUGUUAUUUAAUUUGAUUAAAGGCUUUAUAAGGGUAAGAGUGGUCAACUGUUUUAUGUGUCCGUCUCUCACCCAAGAGAUUGUGGGUUCGAUCCCUACCAGGGGUACCUUCUCAAUGGACACCGGUUACUCAGUAAGGAUUCUAUCAGCUGUCAGCUUUUGUCCCAAUCGAGCUUAAAGAAAUUAGUAUAAGUUUUCUUGUUAUGUAAAAGUGAUGCCAGCUAUAUAUUAUGUUAAACAAAUAUAAUGUAUGUUAUAUUAUUUAUAUAAUACAAUCAUUUAUUAUAUACUUCUACCUAUGUCGUUCCAUUAAUUUGUAUUUGUUUACCUGGUUGUAGUAUGCAUGCAUUGCUGUAUUUUGUCAAAUUAAAAAAAAAAUGAAUUUAAGUACAUUUUUAAUUUAUUAUUCCCUUCAAUUUUAUUAACAAUUC